Polyodon spathula (Mississippi paddlefish) is the source of this 2293-nucleotide messenger RNA. Its product is annotated as kazal-type serine protease inhibitor domain-containing protein 1-like. The record is from RefSeq and is a predicted model, not a curated record. Lineage: Eukaryota; Metazoa; Chordata; Actinopteri; Acipenseriformes; Polyodontidae. Gene Ontology annotation, cellular component: extracellular region. Gene Ontology annotation, molecular function: insulin-like growth factor binding. Gene Ontology annotation, biological process: regulation of cell growth; regulation of signal transduction. The transcript has 4 exons. The coding region runs from base 498 to 1388 and encodes 296 amino acids.
UGCGAGCGAGGGCUGUUCUCAAUCAUUUCGGCUGUUAAAAAAAAUAAUAAAAUAAAAUACCAGCCUGUAUCAACUCAAGAGAUACUGGGAGAGCGGCGGCUUCAAAGGAGCUGAAGCCGGAUCUGUGUGGGAUUAGCUUCACUGCCGCCUGCAGCACGGCGUGAUUGCAAGACCCCCUUCUGGCAUUCCUCAUACGCCCGUCUAUCUGUCUGUUUUCUACAGUUAAACUUGCUUUAGACGCCAGCAUGAAAUGAAGCGAAGGAGAAUACCUGGAGCGAGAAACGCCGGGGAAUAAUGAGCAGAGAGGUGUUCAUUCAAAGACUGAGCUGGGUUGCGAAGAUAACAGCGGGAGAAGCUGCAGCAACUGCUGAACAGUAAAAAAAAAAAAAAAGCAUUUGAGAGAGAAAACAGAAAAUACAAGUUAUAACAACACAGCGAUGACAGACUUUUAAAUAACUUUUCGAUUGUAGGUUACACCGUGAUACACUCCCUUGCUAAUGAUAAGAGAUAGAGACAGUAACAGCGGGCAGUUGGCCACAAUGGUUUAUUGCAGACUCUUGUUUUUACUGGCUUGUGUCUGUCUGGGAGACAGUUUCCCUAACCCCGGACAGGGCGAUGGCUUUGCUCUAGUGAGCACUGAACAAGACGGUGCCACAGAUUGCGACCCGUGUGCCCUGGAUCUGUGCCCGGCAGCUGUGGACUGCAGGGCUGGGCUCGUAUUGGACCGCUGUGGCUGUUGCAAAGAGUGCGGUAAUAUCGAGGCUCAGCCGUGUGAUUUGGACAGCACCAAUAGCUUUUACGGCCUUUGCGGGGACAACCUCGAGUGCAGGAUGAACAUCUCAGUCCUGGAGCACGGGGAGGUGCCGGAGCCGCAGUGCGUGUGUGUCUCUCAGGAGGCGGUGUGCGGGUCAGACGGCAGGACCUACGAGAACGUCUGUAAAUUUACAGAAGCGGCACUCGGGCAGACGAGCGUUAUCAGCACCGGGCCAUGUUUAACAGUGCCCCGUAUAGCGCAUCCACCCCAGGACCAUGUGAACGUGACGGGCAAUGACAUCAUCUUCCUGUGUGAAGUCUUUGCGUUUCCCAUGGCAAUGAUAGAAUGGAGAAAGGAUGGUGACGACAGCAGUCUCCCUGGCGAUGAUCCUCAUAUCUCUGUGCAGUCCAGAGGAGGUCCCAUGAAGUACGAGGUGUCAAGCUGGCUGCAGAUCGAAAGAAUAAGAAAAGAAGACACAGGCACUUACCACUGUGUGGCGCAUAACAGACUGGGCUCGGUAACAGCCUCGGCUGUGCUGGCAGUCCUUGAGGAAGAUGUUGCUUCUUCUAUUUCACCUGGAAAUACAGCAGAAGCGGUCAUCUCUGAGCACACAGAAGAUUACUAUGAUUAUUAGUCUAUUAAUGAAGAGCGAGACUCAGCUACCAACCAUUCCUCCACCAUUCUAGUUGAAAGCCAUAGACUGAAGAAACAUAGGUUAGCUCAGCUUACAGAUAUAAGAGCCAGAGCUAUCUGGUGAUGAGAAAUAAUCCCAUAACAUUUAAGUAAUACUGCAAUAAGAAGCACUGAGAUUGUAAAAGUUAAGGGCACAGGAAAAAAGAUUAGAAAAUGAAUUCUCGAAGCUAUUUGUUAAAGCUGUGCUCUUUGUAUGCCACAGCUAUAGAAAUUAAACAAUACAUACAAGUCUGUUUAGUGUACUGCUGUGGGGAACGUGUCCUACGUACAACGCCAGUAGGGACACCAUUUUAAUGAUUACAACAGUGGUGCUUUUUAGAUCUCCCAUCGUUUAGAUUAUUAGUUGAGUACAUCCCAAUAUAUUUUGUGGGGGAAAUAAUGUUGGCGUGUGGGAUAUUUGGAACCCACAACCCUGUACUGAAAAUACAGCUGAUCUAAAUGCGCUUUUUACGCCUUUUUUGAUAUGUUGGAUUUGACAUCCAGUCAUCUCGUCGGCACCGAUAGACAUCUGGCAACCCGCUGUCUUUCAGUCAACAGCACAUGUUUUUAAUAUGCUCUGAAGUUUCCGGACGCUCGGAAUGCUGUCAAAAGUAGAAAGAAGCAAAAAAAUCUGCUUCCCAUUAUGGAAACGGCAAUUACUCAUGGCUUCAGCUGACAGAAAUAAAAGCGUCUCUUUAAUGUAAUUUGCGAUCUGGAAGCUUUGUAACGUGCGGACCAUUCUCGCCGCGUUUCAAUAUUUUUUUUUUUUUUUUUAUUUUCUUUUAUCAUUCAAGGUACGCACUGAUAAAAACAGACCACAUUCUUUUAAAAUUGCUUCGUGCAUGAGGUCAGAGAUUUAUUUACACA